Molecule: messenger RNA, 2904 nt
Organism: Bombina bombina (fire-bellied toad)
Lineage: Eukaryota; Metazoa; Chordata; Amphibia; Anura; Bombinatoridae
Gene: RCOR2
Product: REST corepressor 2
Exons: 13
Coding region: 178-1668 (496 amino acids)
Biological process (GO): regulation of transcription by RNA polymerase II; negative regulation of DNA-templated transcription
Cellular component (GO): transcription regulator complex; histone deacetylase complex
Molecular function (GO): transcription corepressor activity
Source: RefSeq, a predicted model, not a curated record
CUGGUUCAUUGUGGUGAAGCGCAUUGGGAGCUGCUGGAUGAGUCUGUGUCCUUGCUCCCUCCAUCCCGUGCUAAUUUCCACUGGAUACAGUCACCGCAAACUCAGCACACAAAGCCACAACUUCAGGCUUACUAUUAUUAACCCCUGCCAGAGAGCAAAGGGUUAAAGCAAGAAGCAAUGCCGUCUGUGAUGGAGAAAUCCUCGGGCUCCUCAGUGAUUGUAGCUCGAAACAAAUCCAAAACAGACAGCAUGGAAAGCAAUUCAGAGGAAGACGGCAGCGAGGACGAGACUUCCAGGGAUAGUAUGAUCCGUGUGGGAUCUGAUUAUCAGGCUCAAAUUCCUGAAUAUAAAACAGAAAACGGUCAUUACAACAACACAGAGUUAAAUGGAAUGUUGGUUUGGUCUCCAAACAAUAUUGUGUCCGAUGCAAAGUUGGACGAAUACAUCACAAUGGCCAAGGAGAAGCAUGGAUAUAAUGUGGAACAGGCUCUUGGUAUGCUUCUUUGGCACAAACAUGACGUAGAGCGCUCACUUGCCGAUCUCGCAAACUUCACUCCGUUUCCUGAUGACUGGAGUGUGGAAGACAAAGUUCUUUUUGAGCAAGCUUUCAGUUUUCAUGGGAAGAGCUUCCAGCGCAUACAGCAAAUGCUCCCUGAUAAAAUUAUUCCAAGUCUGGUGAAAUAUUAUUACUCGUGGAAAAAGACUCGAAGCAGGACCAGCGUUAUGGACAGACAAGCUCGGCGCUUGCAAGCCAAGAAGGAGGAAGGGAACGAGGAGGCUGAUGAGCCGCACAAGAUAAGUGAAACAGAUCAAGACCACGCAGAGAUUAAAAAAGAGUCUCCAGAUGCCCAGAAGACUAGUGUGGGAGGCAAGCCAGGUCCAAUCAAGAAGGAACCCUCUGUCUCGCAGUACAGGCACCACCCUCUUCGGUCACGCCGGCGUCCCCCCAAAGGGAUGUUCCUCAGCAAAAGUGAUGUGGCUGCAGUAUGUACCAGUCCAGAGAUGCCAGGGUUAUCUUUGUGCCAACUGGACACACAGCUGGUCUCACUCAAACGCCAGGUACAAAAUAUUAAACAGCUCAAUAGCAGCUUAAAGCAGAGUCUGGAGGCAGGAAUCGCAGAAAUGAGACCCCCAGAAUUGAAUAUUAAGCUGAAUUCUCGCUGGACCACAGACGAACAGCUGCUGGCUGUGCAAGCUGUGAGACGAUAUGGAAAGGAUUUCCAGGCAAUCUCGGAGGUGCUGGGUAAUAAGACACCAUCCCAAGUGAAAACUUUUUUCAUCAGUUACCGCAGACGCUUUAACUUGGAGGAAGUGCUACAAGAAUGGGAGGCAGAGCAGGAACAUUCCCAACCUACAGUUCCUACUGACACUGUCCGGAAGACUUCUACCUCCUCGCAGUCUACCAGUGAGGAAGAUGAUGAGGUGCAAAUCACAUCAGUUUCAUCAUCCUCUCAGACUGCUCCACCAGCAGCUGCCUUGUCCCUUCCACCCCCACUUCUGCGUCCAGCCCUGCCUUCCGCCCCUACGCUUCAUCGCCAGCCACCUCCACUCCAGCCAGGACGUCUCCUUCAGCCUCGUCCUCCUCCCCUUGUCCGACCCUCUCCCCGGCAGAGCCCCCGUGCGCCCCCCGCACUGGUGGGAAAUCAUGUAGAAUCCGCUCUAUCAUGAAGAAAUAUGAAGGGAAGUGGACACGGGGUAUUUAUUAGAGGGUGCAGUUAAAAGCAACAUAUUUAAUAACUUGGCAUCUGAUGUGCAUUGCUCAAAAUGGGAAACCAGAGACUUAUCGUAAUGACACAGAGCAAUGAUUGUUCGGACGAUGUAAUGCAACCUGCAUAGACUGAUUUGAGCCUUGUGUAUUUUCCUACAGACAGGUGCAUAAUGACUCACCCAUAGAGCAGCUUGUGUGUUUUUUUUGUUUUCCACUUGCUAACACAGCAGCUUUCUCUUUUAUGGGUGCCCCAAUCUGUGUAGGUUGGUAUUAAGGGUCUGCAGUUUAUUGGCGCAGAAGGAAAGAUAUGAAUUAUUAAAACUGUUCCUACUGCAUAGAACAUUUAUACAAUAUCUAUUUGGUGGAGGGGUGGCAUGUGGAAUGCUCUGUCUCCUGUUAGAUCAGGAGUGGCUCUUCAGUUGCCUUUAAUAAGCCUGGAAAUUUAAACAUUUUUUUUUUUUCAUAUUGUGGCUCAAUUAAAUUCACCAGACACCAGUUGGCAAAAUAUGUCCAUUUAGGGAUGUUUGCCCAUAGGGCAGUAGGUCAUGCGUUCUCGCCAGCUGCUCGCCCAUGAUCUAGUCACCUUUGAAUUAUGCUCAUAUUAGCUCUUUGUUCACUGCAAGCCUAUAGAUGGCUUAAUGCUUUUUUUUACUUUACAAUGCCCACAUUGUAUGUCAAAGUGAGGGGACGCCCAUGAUUAGACUGUAAGGGGCAUAAAUACAUUGUAUAUACCAGCGCUGUCAUUUUUGAUUUAGCUAUAAAAACUCUAUUUACGAUUGACAUGCUCUUUGGUGUUUUUUGGAGAGCUCUGUAAGGACUGCUGGCUCGUAUUUUCCCAUUGCCCUCAGAAGGCGCUCUUCUACAUAGUAUGGCCAUCCUGGAAUCCAUACUGGGGUAUGCAACACUUACAAUAGCAAAGCUAGUUGUGUUGAUAAAGACAAUUGUCACUACACUGAAAUAGUUUAAAUGUUACUGGACCUAAGGAACUUUUAAAUGGCUUUCUCUUCUUCAAUACCUGAUUGGCACCAAGAUUAUUAGGGUGGCAUUUUUUUGUUUUAAACAUAAGAAUGUUGCUGUUUGACUGUGCUGUGUGGCUGAUAUGGAGAUAAUUCCAAUGGUGGGAUUAAGUCUCCAGUGAUGUAAUAGUGACUUUUAAACUCUGUUUAUAGUUAAUAAACUGUUUUUUUUUUUUCUUA